UUGUCAAAUUGUCACUGCUCUAUAGUCUCUGCUUGGCUACAAUGAAUGAAGUGGUCGUGUUUGUGUAAAUGAUUGUGGAACAAAGAAUUUACAAGACGAAUUAAAUGAGGCUCGGCAGAGUAUCGCUGUUUAACAUUACUCAUGAGUACGGAAGAGACUCUGUUGAACCUCGAUUUCGACAAGCCGCACAAUCCAAUUACGCUGCCGGAUGACGGCGUGGUAUCUCUAUCCAGUAGUGCUGAGGAAAUUUGUUUAGUGCCAGAGGUUGGUUUCGAGGGCAACGUGGAUUCCCCGGGGGUCAACCGGGAGUCCCAGCCGCUCCUGGGCGGCCGUGGCGACUUCGAAGUAUCCUACAACCAUUUUCCAGAUGACCCACAGUUCAGUGAGCUGGUAUGGCAGGCGGAGGUGGCCAUCGACAACAACAUAUUCCCGGAGAGGAUAUACCAGGGCUCCAGCGGCUCCUACUUUGUCAAGAACCCUGGUGGGAAAAUAAUAGGCGUAUUCAAACCAAAAGACGAGGAGCCUUACGGCCGGCUAAAUCCAAAAUGGACGAAAUGGAUGCACAAGCUCUGCUGCCCCUGCUGCUUCGGGAGGUCCUGUCUGAUCCCCAACCAGGGGUACCUCUCGGAGGCCGGCGCGAGUCUCGUCGACACGAAGAUUGGACUCAAAGUCGUGCCAAAAACUAGGGUGGUGAAGCUGGUAUCGGAAACGUUCAACUAUUUACGGAUAGACCGGGAGCGCUCGCGGCUCAAACGAGCCAUCACCGAGCAGUUCCCUAACCUGCGGUUUAAUAGGAUGGGCCUCCCGCCAAAGGCGGGAUCAUUCCAGCUGUUUGUGGAGGGCUAUAAGGACGCGGACUACUGGCUGCGGCGCUUCGAGCAGGACCCGCCGCCGGCGCACGUCAUGAGGAAAUUCCAGUUACAAUUUGAGCGGUUGGUGGUGCUGGACUACAUCAUAAGGAACACGGACCGCGGCAACGACAACUGGCUCAUCAAGUACGACGCGCCGCACAUCACGCCUCGAGGGGACGUCGACAUGACCGACCCUACUGUAAGUAACGUCAUAAAGAACACGGACCGCGGCAUCGACAACUGGCUCAUCAAGUACGACGCGCCGCACAUCACGCCUCGAGGGGACGUCGACAUGACCGACCCUACUGUAAGUAACGUCAUAAAGAACACGGACCGCGGCAUCGACAACUGGCUCAUCAAGUACGACGCGCCGCACAUCACGCCUCGAGGGGACGUCGACAUGACCGACCCUACUGUAAGUAACGUCAUAAAGAACACGGACCGCGGCAUCGACAACUGGCUCAUCAAGUACGACGCGCCGCACAUCACGCCUCGAGGGGACGUCGACAUGACCGACCCUACUGUAAGUAACGUCAUAAGGAACACGGACCGCGGCAUCGACAACUGGCUCAUCAAGUACGACGCGCCGCACAUCACGCCUCGAGGGGACGUCGACAUGACCGACCCUACUGUAAGUAACGUCAUAAGGAACACGGACCGCGGCAACGACAACUGGCUCAUCAAGUACGACGCGCCGCACAUCACGCCUCGAGGGGACGUCGACAUGACCGACCCUACUGUAAGUAACGUCAUAAAGAACACGGACCGCGGCAUCGACAACUGGCUCAUCAAGUACGACGCGCCGCACAUCACGCCUCGAGGGGACGUCGACAUGACCGACCCUACUGUAAGUAACGUCAUAAGGAACACGGACCGCGGCAUCGACAACUGGCUCAUCAAGUACGACGCGCCGCACAUCACGCCUCGAGGGGACGUCGACAUGACCGACCCUACUGUAAGUAACGUCAUAAAGAACACGGACCGCGGCAUCGACAACUGGCUCAUCAAGUACGACGCGCCGCACAUCACGCCUCGAGGGGACGUCGACAUGACCGACCCUACUGUAAGUAACGUCAUAAGGAACACGGACCGCGGCAACGACAACUGGCUCAUCAAGUACGACGCGCCGCACAUCACGCCUCGAGGGGACGUCGACAUGACCGACCCUACUGUAAGUAACGUCAUAAGGAACACGGACCGCGGCAUCGACAACUGGCUCAUCAAGUACGACGCGCCGCACAUCACGCCUCGAGGGGACGUCGACAUGACCGACCCUACUGUAAGUAACGUCAUAAGGAACACGGACCGCGGCAACGACAACUGGCUCAUCAAGUACGACGCGCCGCACAUCACGCCUCGAGGGGACGUCGACAUGACCGACCCUACUGUAAGUAACGUCAUAAAGAACACGGACCGCGGCAUCGACAACUGGCUCAUCAAGUACGACGCGCCGCACAUCACGCCUCGAGGGGACGUCGACAUGACCGACCCUACUGUAAGUAACGUCAUAAGGAACACGGACCGCGGCAUCGACAACUGGCUCAUCAAGUACGACGCGCCGCACAUCACGCCUCGAGGGGACGUCGACAUGACCGACCCUACUGUAAGUAACGUCAUAAGGAACACGGACCGCGGCAACGACAACUGGCUCAUCAAGUACGACGCGCCGCACAUCACGCCUCGAGGGGACGUCGACAUGACCGACCCUACUAACUGGCAGACGCCGGAAGUGUCGAUAGCGGCCAUCGACAACGGGCUGGCGUUCCCGUUCAAGCACCCGGACUCGUGGCGCGCCUACCCGUACCACUGGGCCUGGCUGCCGCACGCCAAGCUGCCCUUCUCGCAGGAGACCAAAGACCUAGUACUGCCGUUGUUAUCAGACAUGAACUUCGUCCAGGAACUCUGUGAUGAAUUACAUUUAUUAUUCAAACAAGACAAGGGGUUUGACAAGGGGCUGUUCGAGCGGCAGAUGUCCGUGAUGCGCGGCCAGGUGCUGAACCUCACGCAGGCGCUCAAGGACGGCAAGAGCCCCGUGCAGCUCGUGCAGAUGCCCGCCGUCAUCGUCGAGAGGUCCAAGAACGGGUCGACGUCCUCGCGGUUCUUCGACUCGUUCCAGCAGCGCUUCCAGCACAAGUCGCCCUUCUUCUCGUGGUGGUAGCGAACUAAACAAAUGGUGAUAAUACGCGGUGAAGCUAAUAGUAAAACAAUUGUAUCUAUAUUUAUGUAUGUAUUGAUGUAAAUUAUGUACUGCUGGAUUAUGUAACUUAAUUUAUACUAUAGUUUUAUAUCUUUAUUAAAAAAUGUACAACUUGUAUACAGUGGCGCGGCGCCUAUCUUUGACUUGAAUUUUGGUUUCUUAAUGUAAAGUUUGUGACAUUUUGAAUUGUCAUUUAUUUCCUGGAACAGUUUAUUGACCUAACUGGUUAUUUCUGAUAGGAUAACUAAUAACAAAGAGCUAUUGAUUGUAGCAAAGAGGUCAAGUCUAAGAAAUAGAGGUGCACUCUAUACUCUAAGCCAGUUGAGGGUAGAUAAAAUAUUACAUGAUCAAAUAUUGUAGGUUCAAGUCCGGUUGUUCAGUGACAGAUCCAGGUGGUUUUGUGUUUGGUUGGUUAACCAAUAAAUGUUAUUACUACCCAAAAAUGUACAAAUUGUUUGUUUACAUUUAUUUAAAUACCUAAAGAUACAGAGUAUAGUUUGAACGUCGUCGACAGGUGGCACUGUACUGUGCUAUAUUUUUUGUGGUCACUGAAUUGUUAAACAACUUUGGCAACCAAAGUUACCGCUUGUAGAGACCGUGUGUGUUGGAGGGUCUACCAUCUCGGGACCUGAAGCGAAAGAUCUAUUUCGCAUUGUACGGUCUACCAUCUAGUGGUUUAAAUCUAAAAAUCUUGGCUUCUGUGCUGCCAUCUACAGUUCAUACACGCUCCCUAUUGUAUGGUACCGUAUAGUGACAUCUGCUGCCCCUGUCUAAUUCGAGGCACGCAUGUGUCUUAGACUUUACACAUCUUAGACAACCAAUGGAUCUUUGCAAAUAAUAAAUAAAUGAUUCUAGGAAAUAAUCAAAUUUAAAUUUUGUUAACUGCGUACUUGAGGGAACAAAAUUGAUUGAUAGGUUCUCAAAUGUUAAUUAGGUUUUUACUUAUUUUACUCGAUGCAAAGUACUAAGACUAAAAUCCUAGAAUUAUAGGUAAGGUCAAUACGGCUAAGUGUGGCCGGCCGUCACAUUAGGGCCUGUAUACACAUUUAUUAGUGUUUAUUGCGCGUUCAUGCAUUUGCUACUUGCGUUUAGUGACAAAUGUAUGAACUCGCCCUAAACACUAAUCAAUGUGUAAACAGACCCUAAUGUGAAGGUUAGACACACUUAGCCGUGUUAAAGAGAAUUUGAAAUAGAGGUGGAUUGUCAAAGAAAACUUUGUAGCCACAGUAAAUUUUUUGACAUCUUUCGACACAUAAAUAAAACUUUUAGAAUGCCAUUUGACUUUGAUCCUUAUUCUUUCACUGAUAUGAUCGCUCGAAACGAUGCCGCCAUACUUUUGACCUAUGAUCUAUUAGAUGGCGCCACUUUUUAAUAUUUAACAAAUUUAACACAUCGAAAGAAUAAAGAUCAAAGUCAAAUGGCGUUCUAAAAGUUUUAAUCACGCGUCGAAAAAUUUAAUUUCAAAUGUACUCGUAUUUAAAAUUCUCUUUGUCCGUAUUGACCUUUCAUAUUUUACUCCACCCAAAGUACUGGACUGUUAAGUCCUAGAAUUCUAGGGAUCAUAAGAUCAUAGAGCAAACUUUAUUUAUUUUUUGUAUAAAAAUCUAAUUUACUUAUUCGUUCAGUGCUUACGCACUAAAUAUUUCCAUCAUGAACUUGCAUUAAGCAGCUUGCUACUUUUUUACAAUUUAAAUAUAUCACUAAUAUAAUACUACAAAAACAGUGGUUCAGUACAAAGUGUAUGUUUUAAAUAUUUUUUUAAUCAGCAGUACUAAGUAGAAAAUUUGUUUUUAUCAGUACAGGGGGCCUAGCCAAAAUGACAAUCGUUGAUAAAAAACGACUAUUGGAACUUAAAUAAUACAUGGAAAUACAAGUUACGCGACUUUCGGUAGAAUUUGGGGAUAACAGCCCGAUAUAUGUUUUUCUUUUCGUCAGGUGUUGGUACAAUCGUACAUCGGAUUGUCAUAUUGGCUAGGCCCCCAGUUAACCACAUAAAACGUACUUUUCUUACAUGGUACAUGAAAGAAGUAAACGUGCAGUGAAAUACAUCUACUACUGUAAUGAGUAAUGAAUUAGGGGUCAUGUUCAGACCAAAACUAGUCGAAUGUUUUACUGAGAUAUUUUUUUAUAUUUUACUUUCGUAUUACAAAACUAAUAAUUAUCCAAAACUGUGUGCUACUCUGUACACUUUAGCAAACUCGUCUCCAUUAAGUACCUUAUAAAAUGAAAAUCUAACUCAGUUUUAAAAAUAUACCUCAAAAAGUUAUCAAUCACUAGUUGACGGUUUGUAAAGGUAAUACGUUGUAUUGACUACCGACAUCUACAUUUUUAUAUUAAAAAUUAGCUUAACGACAUAUAUUUAGAAAUCAAUAGUUCGAGAUUACCUGUGUAAGUAUAAUAAAACAAGUAAAUUAUUUGACUAUUUACAAGUUAUAAUCAAUUCACAUACCAUACCGCAAAAGCUCUGAUUGUAAAGUUAUAUUUAGUUUACGCCCUGUAGUAUAAUAUAAGCAAAUUUAUAGUUAAAAACAACAUUGCCUAGGCGAAAUAAAAUCGUUUAAGUCCUGUGCACACCGGAUGCGUGUGCGUAUGCGUAGACGUGCACGUGCACGGUGUGCUCUGGCUUUUAUGUCAACUUCGCUUAAUAAUUUAUUUUUAUUUUCUUUUCUAUGUGUAAAAAUACAAGGUUCAAAUAGGUUUAUUAUUGUAGUUUUUUGUAUAUUACCUUUUUUAUUUUUGUAUAAUAUCAGCAUGUUUUAAAUUAACCCUUUUCCAGGCCGCACUUAUCUACGAUAGGUUAUCUAGCUUAGAUGAUUCAUUCGAAGAUAAGUCAUAUAAUAAUUUGAACCUUAAAUCGGAAUGUUAAAGUUGAAAUUCUAUGGGCGUAUGUGGACGAUAAAUUGGACUAUGUCUGGAAGAGCGUUAAGUAACAUGCUUAAACUAUUGCUUGUAUUGUACUAUAGCUGUCGAUUAAGUUUUAGUGUAAGGAUUUGUUAAAGUUUGUCUAUGGCUUGCCUAUUUAUUUCGAUCCUCGGUCAUAGCUCAUAGUACAAAAUGUGUUAUUCAAUAUAUGAAUAUUUGGUUACGAUAUUGUAUUUUCUUUGACAGAACUGUGUGAGCACGGCACGUGGAUAUCCUUUGCUAUUUCCAAAAUAAGUAACAUUAAAAUAUCGAAGCUUACAAUAAUGUUUAUUCAUUUCCUUGUAAAGCGUAAGAUGGACCAUUUUUUUUAGUUGUACACGACAUUAUUUUUAAUUUUUAUGUUGUUUCUAUUUGGAGCUCUUUCGAUCAUAAUAGGAAAAAAGUGACCCAAAUUAUCCACACAUUGUUCAAUCAUUUCGUUGCAGUCAUACAAAGUAUAUGAAAAAUGGUAACAGAAUGGAAAAAUCUUGGGACAAUUUAUUUUCUCGUAUCAGGAUCGAAAGAGUUCGGGAUUCUGACUUGCUAAAUUAUAAAAAUUAACAAAUGAAAAAAACACUGUAGUGUAACAACUUAAAAUAAAAAUGGACCUAAUCGACUUUCAAUUUCAAGAAGGGUUCUCAUUUCAGUUAGCACGUUUUUUUCGACUUUGCUGGAAUAUGUCUGUGCUCACACGAUUCUGGUAGUUCAUUCUCUAGACAAUAGUAGAAAAUCUUUCCGAAUGCACUCUUCUCAUAUGUAAUAAAGUAGUUCAAUUUACUUGGUAAAGAGAUCAAGUGCCUCUCGCAUUAUGAUUCUUAAUUUGUUAAAAAUUCUAUUGUACAAUCUUAUAAGCUUGGACAGUGAUGUUUGUUACUUAAUAAUACUACUAAAUUUCCUAUUGCCUUUAAGACCUGUACACACCGGAUAUGUGUGCGUAAACUUGCAUACAGUAGGCACUCGGUAAUCUGAAACCCUAAUUUUUCCCUUUUGCCGGAUUCAUGGAAGUGCCGAAUUAGUGGAGAUGUAUGGGAAAUAUAAGCACGAAAACAAACACGUGGCAAUACUGAACAAUGCAACCACUCUGUAAUCCGGCGUUCGGCUAUGUAAACUGCUGGAUUAAAAAGCAGGUCAUCAAAGACGCUAACCGCCCGAUUAUUGGACGUGCCGGAUUGACGAGCAUCGGAUUACCAAGCGCCUACUGUAUACAGAUCCUUAAAAGACACGGUACACCGCUUGCGUGAUGUGUGUGCGCUUGGCUCGCAACGUGUUUGGACACGUGCACGUCUACGCACACGCAGCCAGUGUGCUCUACCCUUUAGGUCUACAGCUUAUUUCAGACGGUUGGUUUGAAAGUCAUUGUGGCUCAGUAAAUAGAUAUCCACCUCAAUAACCGUUUGAUUCAUUUGGUAAGGCUGUAGCAACUGAUACGAUUGAUAUCUUAUUUAUGAAGUAGCAGAAGCUAAAACGAAUUAUAGAGCAAUUAACUUUUCAGUGGCUUCAGUGCCCAGUGAUUCCAUAUAGUGUCGGUACAAAAUCCUAUGAUGUCGGUAUAAGACAUAUAUAUAAGUGCCUGGGUUCCCAAUAGUGGCAACUCGAGUCUUUAGAGUCUAAAUUGAAGAACUCUACUUGUUUUUACGACACUCAAGCCCCGACCCUUAUUGAGUCUUUUUUAAGCGCAACUAAAAAAACUCGAGUCUCCGAAUAAAGACCAGUCAACAAUUUUAUAGGUUUUACCUAAACAACAGUAAAGGAAAUAGGCGUUAUUGUAUGAUUUAUGUUAUGUAUAUCCAUGAAUUUUACAUUAAGGCAAGGGAUUUCGAAGUUAUUUAUUAAAAAACUACAAAUUCCGAAAAGGACUCAAGUAUCUACAAAACUCGAGUUUCGUCUUAAUUAUAAGAGUCUGAAAUCUAAUGAUCACUGAGACGAGUCUUAAAGUAGAGGACUCAUAGGACUCGAGUCUUAACCAACACUAGUUCCCAAGGGUGAUCAGUGAUCACUGAAACGACAAUCUUUCAAGGGGAGCCGCCGUCAUGGACAUAGGAAAUGCGGUAACUGUAGUGGACAUGUCAAGUUUAAGUUCCGGAAUUAUUCCACUAGGGGGCAGACCGUAUGCGGCUGCGUAUUCAAAAUGUUGGAGCCGUGCACGCGCACGUCACGCAAGCGGUGUGCCGUCUCAUAAAUAUCUUUAUAUUAGGACGCGCACUUCUACGCACACGCAUCCGGUGUGCACAUGCCUUUAGUGCAGUGGUGGGCAAACUUUCUUCAUGAGGGGCCAGAAAGUUUAAGAAAUUUAAGAGGAGGGCCAAAAUUGCAGCAUAAAUAUAUUUUACUUUGCUAUUAACGUGGCCCACGUUAAUAGCAAAGCAAAAUGCCAAUGCCAUAUACUAACUAUUUCAUAGGACCGGAGGAGGGCCGAAUAAAAUCCUUUCGCGGACCGUACUUUGCCCAUCACUGCUUUAGUGUGAAGUGUUAAUCAAGGCAGACACUCCAACGGGCACCGUUCCUACAUGAUUACAUCGUAGGUUAUUUAUUUAGAACCAUAAGUUAUUAUUACAAUGGAGGAGCCAUACCAAACAUUGCAAUUCUCGCAAUCGCAACCUGUACCACGCGACCAAAACGUUGUAAGCGCCGUAAAAUUCAUGGUACUUACACGUUUAAGUCGUGAGUUUCACGCUCCGCAUCUGUAGUUUGUUGUCAAAACAACUCAUGGCGCAAAAUAAUGAUUCUCUGUGUCGGUUUUAUACGUAGUAAUAAUAGGCCAAUGUACAUGUACCUAUUUUAAAAUCUGUCCAAGUUCUUUCGCAUCUAGUAGACGUAUUGUACAAGGGAAAGGCGUGAGAUCACCCGUUACGGUGUAAAGUAGUUAGUAACGUUGUAAAACGCGCACACAACACUAAGAACCUGGUUUCAUUAGCAAAGUUAUUGAUUAUUUAAGUACAUUAAACAAUGAUAAUAAAUACCGAAUAUCAUUUUGGCAGCUCUUCAUGCAUAAUGAGUAAUUUUCUCAAGUUUUCUUCUCAAUUAAGCUUUAAGAAAAAUAAACAUACAAAUGAACAUUGUAAGUAAAAAAAACGCUUGUAAAAUAGUAGGUAUAUUGCGAUACAAGUGCGAAAAGUAGGAAAUUCGCGACGAGUAGUGAUGAAUUAAAACACGAUCAAAGGGAGUUUUAAAUCAACACAAGUUGCGAAUUACUUUUUCGCUCGUGUAUCGUACAAUUUAACAAUGCAUAUGGUACUUUAAAUGUUCUACAGGCACGUAAAGUGCUAAUUCCGUAAAGUGCAGGUUCAAACUGAUAUAUUCGCUAACGUUUGCGUAACUUACUUUCUGUACAUGUCACUCGCACUAAUAUAUGAUAAAGUACGAGUAGGUUAUGCACGCGCUAGCGAAUACGUCAGUGUGAAACUGGUGGUAGACGUACUGGUCGCCAAUCGUAUUAAAUAGCUCUGUUUAGUAAUUUUUCAAGUCUAUAUGAAUUACCUAUUAAUUUUUGAUGUUGUGUGCGCGUCCUGUUAAUACAAAAUUAAUCGAUAGUUAGACGGAAACUGAUAUAAAUAUGUUAUGUGUAGCGGCGAGUGAGAUGCAUGUCUGCGGGACAUGUGUUGCCAUUUAGUUUAUCGCUGGACUUAUUUUUCUGACAAUAUCAGAUAAAUUGGUAAUCAAUAUCAACUAAAUGACAGGAUAUGUCACUUUUUUGGCUAUGCUAUGGGAAGAAAAAAUAAUUUACUAAUAAUUUUUUUGAGUGUAUUUUCUAAAGGGCUUAUUUCUCUAUGAAAACCAUACAAAAAUAAGCCAAACCAUACAAGGUGAUGGUUCAAGAUAGGGGGCUGAAAGUUACGGUGUUUCUAUAUUAUAAAAUGACAGUAUAAAAAUCCGAUAUUCGUCACAGAGGCCACUUCUCCUUCCUUAGCCUGCUAGACCCUUUUGUUAGACUUUAUGUUAAUGUAAUUAGGUUUACGAAUGGUCACUUUAUUGUGCGAACGACGCUACAAGAAAAUCACGACUCUAAUGUCAACGCGUUAAAAUAUAUUUUCGAACAAUGUUUGUCUACGUAGUCAGUGGAUAAAAUCUCCAAAAAGGCGAGAUUGCGAGGGGCUGGUCCUUAUUCGCAAUCAUAAGUAAAUGUUAUCUUCCCAUACAAAGCGUGAGAAUAUCACCUGUACAUAGUUUUAAAGAUUUUGUUCCAUGGUUAUUUCAUGUUUAUAAUAUGCAUUAUUUAAUUUUGGAGAAAAAAAAUAUAAUCACCAAUUGCAUUUUAA
Messenger RNA from Cydia pomonella (codling moth), 10205 nucleotides. RefSeq lists its product as uncharacterized. The coding region runs from base 142 to 3009 and encodes 955 amino acids. Gene Ontology annotation, molecular function: 1-phosphatidylinositol 4-kinase activity. Lineage: Eukaryota; Metazoa; Arthropoda; Insecta; Lepidoptera; Tortricidae. Gene Ontology annotation, cellular component: endosome; lysosomal membrane; plasma membrane. The transcript has 11 exons. The record is from RefSeq and is a predicted model, not a curated record. Gene Ontology annotation, biological process: Golgi organization; phosphatidylinositol phosphate biosynthetic process; endosome organization.